Molecule: messenger RNA, 3289 nt
Organism: Petromyzon marinus (sea lamprey)
Lineage: Eukaryota; Metazoa; Chordata; Hyperoartia; Petromyzontiformes; Petromyzontidae
Source: RefSeq, a predicted model, not a curated record
UUCAAUUCCGGGUGGCGGGCGCGUUCGAGUCGGAGUUUUGGCGGGAAGUCGCGCAGGGUAACGCGGACUUUAACUUUAAUUCGCUAAUUAUAAAGAUCAACUAAAUCCACCUCUGACCCGUCACCCGCUUGCGAGUACACGACGCGCUAUUUUAUGGGGCGGCGGAACUGACUUUCUAAAGAGGCACACUGGACUCUGGAGGCAUUGAAUGAACAGCGCACAAGUAACCUUGGAAAAUGAACCCGGAGACUGCGGCGGAAAGCAAGAGAAAGAAGCACACGGCCAGCUUCUCAGAUGUUAAAACAGAAAUUGAACAACUGUAUGCAGCAAUCCCUUUGCUCAGAAACUUCAAUAUUAUUAGAAAAAUUGGAGAAGGCACUUUUAGUAGUGUCUACAUGGCAAAAGGGAAGGUGCGAAGAUCUGGUGGUGAAGAAGAAAUGCUGGCUGUUAAAUACCUCAUUCCCACCAGCCAUCCACUCCGCAUCGCCGCCGAGGUCCAGUGUCUCAUGGAAGCAGGAGGUGUUGACAAUGUGAUGGAAGUGCUGCAGUGUCUCAGAAACAAGGACCAUGUGGUGAUCAUAAUGCCCUACCUGGAACACGAGGUGUUCUCAGAGGUCGUUUCUGUGAUGAACGUGAUGGAGGUGCGGGAGUACAUGAGAAACCUCCUGGUCUCACUGCUGCGCAUACACAAGCUUGGGAUUAUUCAUCGCGAUGUCAAGCCCAGCAACUUCCUGUACUGCAGAAAACAACAACGGUAUGCGCUAGUCGACUUUGGACUGGCACAAGGAACGCCGGAUACUUGCAUCCCGUUGCUGCGGAGGCUGCAGGAGACCGUUGGUCUGAGCGGAAGCAUUUAUCAGAAGAGGGCCAGCGCACGUCUCACAAAAGCCAACAACAUCACCACCACCACCACCAUGCAGAAGCAGGGCAAGAGCGCUCAGCUGAUGAAGUCAUCGGUGAACUGCAACGAGGAGUGCAAAGGAAGUAAGCUAACGAAUGGCGCUCCACACGUAGCUGCGAUGACGGCCAAGAAAGCUGUGGCUCCCCCCAAUGCCAUGCCUCGAUGUGCGUUGCAAGAAAAGACUUGCUCCUGUUUCGGGUAUGAUCAGGUCUGCAAGCUCUGCUUGGCCAGAAGCCCACAGCCGUCUCCGCGGGCUGGUACGCCUGGGUUCCGAGCCCCAGAGGUUCUACUGAAGUGGCCAUAUCAAACCACAGCCAUUGACAUUUGGUCGACGGGCAUUAUAUUCCUCUGCCUCCUGAGCGGCCGUUACCCCUUCUUCAAGACCAGCGACGACCUCACUGCGCUGGCUCAAAUCAUCGCGUUGCGCGGAAGCGCGGAGGUGGCUGCUGCUGCUAAAGCUUGCGGAAAGAUGAUGAUCUGUAGUCGUCACUGCAGAAGUACCGAUUUAAAAGAGCUUUGUGAAUGCCUGAGAGGUGACGCCUCUGUGAAAGCUAUGCUUGAUGCAGGCCAAGCAAAGACCCCUGCGGAAAAAAGAAGAAAAACAGACGCCCCCGUCGUCGCAAAUUCUCCCACUGCUGCGACGGACGGCACAGACGCCGGCGUUGACGCCAGUCGAUAUCCCGCUCGUCGCACGCUGCCUUCCGACGCAAGAGACGCGUCUUCGGGUCGCGGUGGGCCAGAAGCUGCCUACGGGAGGGAUUGGCGCUGCAACGAUGUCUUGGCGUUUGACCUGCUCUACAAACUCUUAGACCCGAACCCACACACGCGGAUAAACGCUGCGGAAGCCCUACACCAUCAGUUCUUUGUUCGGUAACGAAAGCCAACGGCGUCCUCACACUUAAGUUGUCCUGACCCGAGCUAGUGGUGAAUAAUUGGAAGUUCCUGGGCUGAUUUUUUUUGUUAUGGUCAUUUUUUUUUCGUAAGGUCAUUCCUGCUGGCUUCCUGCAAAGUGGUUCAUAUAUUUUGAAACAACCCCUCAGAUAUAAUGGCCUUUAAAUUUCUAUUUAAAGCUUUCGUGACUGCAGGGAUUCAUAUUCUUGGUUCUUUCGGUAAAGUCACGUAGAAGGGAAAUAAUACAAUAAUAAAAAAAUAAAAAUAAAUUAUCAUGACGUUUCGAUCGCAACACAGGCAAUCAUCAUCAGGUGUGAAAACCACAGCAGGAAAAAAACGCCACUUUUUUCAAUUUUUCUCCCCAGUGGCGAUGUUUUUGUUGUUGUCCCGCACCACACCCAGGUACUCGUGUGAGGCUGAGUCAAUCUAGGGGAGGCCCAUCGGGAAUCUAAACUCGGGUGGUCAGGUUGGUAGCGCAGCGCACUAACCGCUACACUACCGCUCCCCGUGUAUGUAAAUGUGACACACACACACAUACACGGGGAGCGGUCUUUGUUAACCCCUGAUAUGCAAAUGGGAUAUUUUGCCACGAUUAAAUGUCACUCAUGUUUAUUUUUAAUGAUAUGCACAUCAUGUCUGUUUACUGUUUCGGAUAUAUAUAUAUGCCGAUAGCCUGUAAAUAAUUUACAUUGGUUUAUAAAAAAAAAUGCGUUCAGUUAAAACAUAGAUUUUUCCACAAAUCAAUUACAUUAUGCUUUUAUGCAAGGUUACAAGGAAAAUACGCACAAUUCAUGUCCAUAUUUGUGACCAAAAUGUAGCCAUUCUCUCACCAGUGCUGCAACAUUCACUCGAAGAUGAAAACGCUGCAAUGACAAAAAGAAAUGUGAAGUCCUCCCCGAUGUCUUCUGCGUAAAUGUCCCAACAUUUUCCGCUCCCACCGUGCGGUACAACCCCCAAAACAUCGGCAGAGCUGUACAGCUAAACGAGAACAUUCCUUCGCAUCGCAUUCGUACAAAAGAAGCAAAAUGACGUGCUGCCGUAUCCCUGCAGGCGCGUUGAACCUUGGCCUUAAAAUGCCGUGACGUGAAAUCGGGCUUCGGAAAAGCUGGUGGUGCUAAUUUUGCAAUUACACGAAAUAUAAUGCGCACAUUUUUUCUGGAUAUUAAUGUUAUGAUUAUACCAGUAGUACCCGACUUGUCCUUGGUUGCAGGCUGCAGUCGACCGCUGGGGAAUCGCGUUCCACGAUUGUCUUUGCCACAAAUUCAUUCUUCAGACUCAACGGGUUAUUAGCGCCAUUAUAGUCUGUCAUUGGUGCCGAUGACGAUGUCACCUUGGAAUGCGUUAAAUAUCGCCAGAUCUUGAAAGCUCAGCAGUGUUGAGCCUGGAUAGUGCUUCCGUGGGAACCACGAUGCAUCGAAUAGGUUAUACUGGUAGGAACCUCCUGGUUACACCAGCCCGCAGGGGAUUAUUGUGUCCGUCCGUCGUGCAUCCAAAAAU